Messenger RNA from Prorocentrum cordatum, 1212 nucleotides. NCBI's taxonomy places the organism in Eukaryota, Dinophyceae, Prorocentrales, Prorocentraceae. The record is from the annotation of a GenBank genome assembly.
GGAUGCGACAUCAGCCGCGGCAGCAAUUGCGGCAAGGAGGAGCGAGAAGGCCGACGGGCGGAUGCCGAGGAGUUCUCCCAGGCUCUCGCGCCGAUCGCAGAGGGCGGCGCGCAGCUGGCGGGCGGCGCGCAGUUAGGCGGCCAGCUCAGGGGCUUCGCGGCCAAGGUCGAAGCGCAGGCCGACCCGCCGAAGGCGAAGAAGCAGAGGGCGUUGCUCCAGGAGUGGCAGGAGAAGCUUGAGGAGAAGGCCACGGAGGUCGCGAAGAAGGAGGCGCCGCCCGAGAAUAUCCACGGCGGAGGGAGGUGCCAGCCGCAGAGCUCCACGCUGCAGCUGAUCACCAGGACUCCCGAGCAGUUGGCUCUCGACGCGGCGAAGCUGGCGGUCGUGGAGGCCGCGAUGAAGGCGCCGAAGGAUUUGCAGGAAGGCGCGAAGAGCUGCGCCACCCAGCUCCAGGAACGCACGGGCAAGGCGAAGGAGCUGGCGGCGAAGGGCAGGGAGGCGUUCGGGCAUAAUGCAAAGAAGAGGGGGAUCGACGCGAAAGAGUCGAGGGAGGAAGCGCACCCGCCACCCUCAGCGGUAGCAUCGUCGCCAGCGGCGGGCGCAGGCGGCGGUGGGACUGACGGCCGCAUGACGGCAGAGGGUAAGGGGGGCGUGGACAUGGAGGGCGAGUUGCGCCAGAAGGCCGGGGCGGAGGUCGCUGGAGGGGCCGCCCCGCCCGGGGUCUCCGCCUGGAAACGCAGCGGGCAAGGUUUUCAUGCGUGCAUCGCGCUGGAGACGCGCUCGCUGCUGCGGGUGGGGCGAGGGGUCGAGGCGCGCCGCGCAGCGGGCCGGCAGUCCGUCGAGUCCGAAGGAUGCUUCGACGUGCGCGUGGGCGCGCGCAUCCAUGCGCUACCCGUGGACAUGCUGACCUGCUACAGGGCCGACGCGGAGCCCUUCCCCGUCGACCUCGCGCGCGCAAGCCCCGGGGCCUUCGGGCGCUUCGUCGACCUCGAGCCCGUCGCAGACGUCAGUUGGUCGCUGCGCGUCGGCCAGAAGCUGCGCGUCAGGGCGGAGAUCAAGCGCGGCGUCGCCGGGGGGCGGGCGCUGCCGAGGGCGCUCUGCCGCCCGGAGCUGGGGGCGCGGAGGAGGCCGAACCUAGGCGGCGAGGGCAAGGGCGGGCCGAGCGCGAAGCACAGGCACCACCGCGCCUGCAACGACAGAAACCGGAACUGA